Molecule: messenger RNA, 1904 nt
Organism: Spirodela intermedia
Lineage: Eukaryota; Viridiplantae; Streptophyta; Magnoliopsida; Alismatales; Araceae
Source: the annotation of a GenBank genome assembly
AUGUCGACGUCGAGUCGACGUCACAAAGUACUCGUCGACAACUCGCGUUGACUUGAAGGGAGCUGAGCGUCCCCCGAGCGGGGAUCCAUCAGGUUAAGCAAACCCUUACGUCUUCGGUCCUUUUGUCAGGGACUUCGUGGCCUGUUGUUCGCCGAGGCCGACCUCAGCAGAGAACGCUGAACAGUUCUGGACAUCGCCAGGGCAACGCGUUCUCCGCAAAUUUAUCCGUACAGCUCUCAUCGGAACCUAUGUAAUUUUCUCGGUCAACGAGCGUUAGCAGGCCUGGUAGAGAUUCCCCAUCGCCAUCACUUAUUUUAUCGAUGGACUGUUAAGCAAGUGGUAGAGAUGAUGACAUUGACAGUGUAAGAGUAGUAGUAGUAGUGGUGGUGGGGGAAGCCGCACUGGUGGGGACGCGUUGGCGGGGAGGAGAGGAGAACAAACGAAAGAACUCGGUUCUUUGACCUGCGUCGGUGAGGAAGGGGAGUAUAUGAGAGAGAGAAAGAGAGAGAGAGAUGGGUUUGGGACCGCCGUCGUUGACAUAACACAGGUUUCCACACUCCCGCGGGAUGGAACUCUACGCGGGUGGGUCUUUGACUUUGUAGGAGCUAUACCCCUGUUUUCUCACCGAGAUAGACGUCAUUGAACGUUAGCCGGGUUCGUAGGCGAAAAAUGGCAUAUUGGAUGGUGGUAGCACGUGCUUCGGUAUACAGCUCAAUAUUCUUUUCUCUAAGAUAAUUUCAUACAAUCUCUCUCUCCGAUGUGGGCAGAUGAUGAUCCGGCCUUGUAUCCUCGUUGACAAUUCUUAACGCGUAGUUCUCGUGCAUGGAAUUUUCAACGUCGUUGCCGGGACACAGGUAACAGCGCUGAAAUUGACGGGGCGCGUCGAACGGAUCCUGCCUUCGUUUUGCUUUGAACCGACGAUUGAUUAUGGUUCCACCGGGACCUUAACAACUGGAAGUAGACACGUCAGGAUCGGCGACGAGGACAUAGUCGUAGUUCGGUGGGAGCAGGUAACGAUACGAAAACACACCAACCGUAAGGGAAGAUUACAAUUAUUCAAUCAAGCACUGAUUUCGACCUCUCCUCAGGUCCCCUCCGGAACAUGGACUCCCUAGAUGACAUGAGGGUCUGUCCUCCCUCCAGGUUCUAUAUAACCCAUGGAGAGAGAGUCAGGAGGAAGAACCUUGCUCCAACUCAAGAGCGAGAGAGACAGAGAGAGAAAGAUCGCCUGUUCUGCACAAGCCUCAAGAGCCAGAGCAAAAGGCAGAGAUAGCUUGUUCUGCGCGACUGUCCUCAUCUUCUCUGCGUGGUGUAAAUUACGGCGGGAGGCAGCCAUGAAGGUAAGCCGAGCGCACCAUUCCAAAGCAGUGUUAUUUGCCCUUUUGCCGUCAAUUCAAGGAAACUCACUCGCGUGUGUCGGCUGACCUGGGAAAACCUUGUGGUUGGUUCCCCUGGUCCUCCGUUGUCGGGGAUCGCGCAAGCUCAGAAGAUGGUCUUCAAGAUCUCCAUAUACUGCGGCAAGUGCAAGACGGCCAUCCUCAAGGCCAUUGCCAAGCUCGAAGGUGAGGGCCCUCCCUUUCCCCAACCUUUGACCCUCCCUCCCCACGCCCAAUCAUUCGAGGGUUGAUAUUUUAAACAAGAUUGUGGCGGCGAUGAUGGCAGGGAUUGACGAGAUAAAGCUCGACGUCGAGAAGGGCACGGUAACGGUGGUCGGGGAGGUCGACCCGGUUUGCGUCGCUCACCAGCUCAGGAAGGUCCGGCGGCCGGCGCUGAUUGACAGCGUCGAGUCGCACAAGAAAGAGGAGUCGAAACCCAAGCCGGAAGAUCUGGAACCCUGCUGCGAGCGCUGCAGAGGGGAUGCCCUCAUCUUUAUGGAAUACGCGCCAGGCUGCACAAUCGUCUGA